AAUUCUUUCGGAGAUUAAACACUUGGAGAGGAAAAUGACAUCGAUUAUUAAGUUGACUACGCUUUCAGGGGUGCAGGAGGAAUCUGCCCUUUGCUAUCUGUUGCAAGUAGAUGAAUUUCGUUUUCUUUUGGACUGUGGCUGGGAUGAAAACUUUUCUAUGGAUAUUAUUGAUUCUCUGAGGAAGCAUGUACACCAGGUUGAUGCUGUUCUUCUUUCUCAUCCUGACCCUCUACACCUUGGUGCUCUUCCAUAUGCAGUUGGAAAAAUGGGGUUGAAUUGUGCCAUUUAUGCAACUAUUCCUGUAUAUAAAAUGGGACAGAUGUUUAUGUAUGAUCUCUACCAGUCUCGCCAUAAUACUGAAGAUUUCACACUCUUUACAUUGGAUGAUGUAGAUGCAGCCUUUGAUAAGAUACAACAGCUGAAGUUUUCUCAGAUUGUGAACUUGAAAGGUAAAGGACAUGGUUUGUCAAUCACACCAUUGCCAGCUGGCCACAUGAUAGGAGGCACAAUUUGGAAGAUUGUCAAGGAUGGAGAGGAAGAAAUUGUUUAUGCAGUUGAUUUCAACCACAAGAGGGAGAUCCAUCUGAAUGGAUGUUCCUUGGAAAUGUUGAGCAGGCCUUCAUUGCUUAUUACAGAUUCAUUUAAUGCUACUUAUGUACAACCCAGGAGGAAGCAAAGGGAUGAACAGCUACUGACUAAUGUUUUGGAGACAUUACGAGGUGAUGGAAAUGUAUUAAUAGCCGUGGAUACAGCAGGCAGAGUUCUGGAACUUGCUCAACUUCUUGAUCAGAUCUGGAGAACAAAGGAUGCAGGAUUAGGAGUCUACUCUCUAGCUCUUUUGAAUAAUGUCAGCUACAAUGUAGUGGAGUUCUCUAAAUCACAGGUUGAAUGGAUGAGUGACAAGUUGAUGAGGUGCUUUGAAGACAAGAGAAACAAUCCUUUUCAGUUCCGCCAUCUGUCCUUGUGUCAUAGUCUGUCUGAUCUGGCUCGUGUGCCUAGUCCAAAAGUUGUUCUUGCCAGUCAGCCUGACUUAGAGUGUGGAUUUUCUAGAGAUCUUUUCAUUCAAUGGUGCCAGGAUUCCAAAAACUCUAUAAUUUUAACUUACCGCACUACACCUGGAACAUUAGCACGAUUCCUGAUUGAUAAUCCUUCUGAAAAAGUUAUAGAUAUUGAGUUGAGAAAACGUGUCAAGUUGGAAGGAAAAGAACUUGAAGAAUACCUAGAAAAGGAGAAACUAAAGAAAGAAGCAGCUAAGAAGUUGGAACAGUCUAAAGAGGCAGAUAUCGAUUCCAGUGAUGAGAGUGAUGCUGAAGAGGAUAUUGAUCAGCCAACUGUACAUAAGACCAAACAUGAUUUGAUGAUGAAGGGUGAAGGUAGCCGGAAAGGAAGCUUCUUCAAACAGGCAAAGAAAUCUUAUCCAAUGUUUCCAGCCCCUGAAGAAAGAAUUAAAUGGGAUGAAUAUGGCGAGAUUAUCAAACCUGAAGAUUUUCUAGUUCCAGAACUUCAAGCAACAGAAGAAGAAAAAAGCAAAUUAGAAUCUGGUUUGACGAAUGGAGAAGAGCCUAUGGACCAGGAUUUAUCAGAUGUUCCUACCAAAUGUAUUUCUGCAACAGAAUCCAUGGAAAUUAAAGCCAGAGUUACAUAUAUUGACUAUGAAGGACGCUCAGAUGGGGACUCAAUUAAAAAAAUUAUUAACCAAAUGAAACCAAGGCAACUGAUCAUUGUCCAUGGACCACCUGAGGCCAGUCAGGACCUUGCAGAAUGUUGCAGAGCUUUUGGUGGAAAAGAUAUUAAAGUUUACAUGCCAAAACUGCAUGAAACUGUAGAUGCAACCAGUGAAACUCACAUUUACCAGGUCAGGCUAAAAGAUUCUCUUGUAAGCUCGCUUCAGUUCUGUAAAGCCAAGGAUGCUGAGUUGGCUUGGAUAGAUGGUGUUCUGGACAUGCGAGUUUCAAAAGUGGAUACUGGAGUUAUUUUGGAAGAGGGGGAGCUGAGGGAAGAUGAAGACUUAGAGAUGCAAGUGGAUAUGCCAUCUUCAGACUCUAGUGUCAUUGCACAACAGAAAGCCAUGAAAAGCCUCUUUGGUGAUGAUGACAAGGAGAUGUGUGAGGAGAGUGAGAUCAUUCCUACUUUGGAACCUCUGCCACCUCAUGAGGUUCUUGGACAUCAGUCUGUGUUUAUGAACGAGCCAAGACUGUCUGACUUCAAGCAAGUUCUCUUGCGAGAAGGUAUACAAGCUGAAUUUGUAGGAGGAGUGCUUGUGUGCAACAAUCUGGUAGCUGUUCGCAGGACUGAAACAGGGCGCAUCGGAUUGGAAGGCUGUCUCUGUCACGACUUCUAUAGGAUAAGAGACCUUUUAUACGAGCAAUACGCUAUUGUCUAAGGAAAGUGCUGCAAAGAUGUUUUUACUUGAACUUUUAAAGAAAAUGGAGAUUUCUCCCAACUUUGACUUUUUGUAGUUUUCUAAUUUAUACAGGGGAAACCUAAUUCAUAAAGAACAAUUAACUACCCUGAACAUGUAAAUAACCGCUACCAUCAUUCUUCAUAAAUCUGUUGGUACGUUCCAUGUUGUUGAUUUUCAAACUGUUAAUGACUUUCUGUCUCCCACAUAACACAUUAUAAAUGAGUUUAGGACUAUGAACCCUUCUCAGGAAAGGUUCAAUUCGUCAUGACAUGUUUUGGUUUCAUAGAUUCCCUGCAAAAGAGUACAAAAUAUGUAAAA
This is a messenger RNA of Cariama cristata (Red-legged seriema), 2722 nucleotides long. It is a transcript of the gene CPSF2, whose product is annotated as cleavage and polyadenylation specific factor 2, 100kDa. Gene Ontology annotation, molecular function: RNA binding. Gene Ontology annotation, cellular component: mRNA cleavage and polyadenylation specificity factor complex. Gene Ontology annotation, biological process: mRNA 3'-end processing by stem-loop binding and cleavage. The transcript is spliced from 14 exons. The coding region runs from base 35 to 2383 and encodes 782 amino acids. The record is from RefSeq and is a predicted model, not a curated record. Lineage: Eukaryota; Metazoa; Chordata; Aves; Cariamiformes; Cariamidae.